AGAAACAGUCGAGCUUCGUGUGCAUUUACAGAACUUUUUUGAAACAAUUGAGUUGGAAGGCGCCAAUUGAAUAAUCUAAUUUCGUGUUGUUCUACAAAAAUUUAUUACGAAUUAUUACUAGUCUUAAAGGCACUGUAAUUUAUUUUAAUUUAAAUUGAUAAAUUAUUCAAAUGCGGACCGGUGAACCGAAAAAAUGUAAAGUGAAAAAAAAGUGUUGAAGAAAUUUAUCGAGCAAUAAAAGAAUCAGUGCUGCUAUUAAAAUUUAAAAGUGCGACAAAAUUCGUGUUGAAAUUUAUGUUACUGCUGAAAGCUUUUAUUACAUUAAAAAUAUCUAAAAAUAAUUUAUGAAAAAAAUACGAAAAAAUUCCAGCGAGAAAACGACGACUAAACAACACAACUCGCUCGAUCAUGCUGCCAUGAGUAACCAUAAUGUGCGAAGAUGAAUUCAUUCGGUUGUUAACAUUCAGCGAAGAAACAACCGCGCUGCAACAAAUGUAAAUAAAUACGAAAAAAAAAGAAUAAUUAAAGUGAAACAAACCAAAGAACCAGCAAACGGUAUAAUUGCAGUUUUCUAGCUACUAUUGUUAAUAAUUAUUUAUAAAAAAAAAAACACACAAAAGCAACAAAGAAAUGAUGAUGAAGAUCAUACGGAAAGUAGCAGGUGUCUUGCUGCUGCUACUGAUGUGCAAUUCCAUGAAAACCGCGGGAUUUGAACUUGAAACGAAAUGUUGCGUGAACGAUACUCACUUCGAUCAAGAUAAAAACGCGUGCAGAGAUUCUCACACGGGAACGUUGACACAAUUGACCAUCACUUGUCCGAGGUAUAUGCUGGAUCCAGAAAUUGAGCCAGAUGAUGAGUUUAGAGUAAUUGGCGAUGGAUCACUUGUUUAUAUGGAUGUUCGGAUUGAAAAAGGAGAAUUCUGCAUCGCCGAACUCUCAAACCCGGAUGGCUCUCCGCACGAUGUCGCCUUCAUUUGUCACCACGGCGAAGAUAAUCCCAUGUCAGCUCGCAUCUGGAUUCCCGUCAAAACCUUUUUCAUCUUCCUGUCCGUGAUAUUUCUCAUUUUAACGCUCUACAUCUACUGGCUCAUCCCGGAAUUGCGUCAAACUGAGGACAAAGUCACUUGCAUCGCCCUUUUAUGUCUCACAACCUUCAUGAUUCUGCUCGGAGUGGUUCAAACGUUACCGUAUGUCGAAACACCCGAAAUUUGCAUCAUGAUUGGCUUCGGAAUUUACUUUUUCGCCAUCGGAUAUUUCUCGUGGUUGAAUUGCAUCAUGCUGAAUGUGUGGAAAAAUUGCGUUCUUUCACGAUGGCAGAUCAAAGAAAGAAAUUGGUUUUUGUUAAAUAAUUUAUAUGGAUGGUCUGUCCCGCUAUUGGCGCUCUUUGUAGGAGUCGUUGUUCACCUAGAUACCCCCAGUAUUGGAGUUAAUUCCUGCUUUUUUAACAAUGCCACCGAACAAUGGAUAUUUUUGUACAUGCCGAUGUCAAUAAUGUUGGCUAUUAAUUUAAUUUUCGGCAUUUGGACCGCUAUUAGUUUACAUCAACGUGGCGAUGAUAUCAGCCCGGACCGGAAAAAGCGCCUGAGGUUCAAGAUGCAACUUUACCUCCGAGUCUUUGUCCUUGCCGGCGUUACGUGGAUUUUUGAAGUUCUUUCCUUCAGUUUUGGUGAAACGCAUAUGCCAUCGAACCUGUUUUGGUUAAUUUGCGACAUCAUCAACGCCCUGCAUGGCGUUCUAAUAUUUUUCGUGCUCAUAAUGUGGCGCCAACGGAUAAAACGCGAGCUAGGCGGCAAGAAAAUCUGUUGUUUUACGUGUCCGAUCAGUUGGUCGACGGUCGCUGACAUCGAACAGGAGCAAUUAAACGACGAAGACUUUGACGCGAAAUACGACUUGCUAACUGUCAUACGAUGAUUUCCUGUACAUACAAUAACACACAAAAAGGCUUCUAACACUUUUUUUCUUGCACUGACCGACCUCGCAUCCAAUCGAGAUCGUUACUAAAUGUAAAUAUUUCACACUAACCAGCAUGCUGCUUUUUUUGUACAUUAAGCUCUAAGUUACUGUAAAAAAAAUGAUAAAUUUCAAUA
Messenger RNA from Culicoides brevitarsis, 2087 nucleotides. Its product is annotated as G-protein coupled receptor Mth2-like. Bases 631 to 1911 code for a protein of 426 amino acids. Gene Ontology annotation, cellular component: membrane. Gene Ontology annotation, biological process: cell surface receptor signaling pathway; G protein-coupled receptor signaling pathway. The transcript has 8 exons. The record is from RefSeq and is a predicted model, not a curated record. NCBI's taxonomy places the organism in Eukaryota, Metazoa, Arthropoda, Insecta, Diptera, Ceratopogonidae. Gene Ontology annotation, molecular function: G protein-coupled receptor activity.